Messenger RNA from Psilocybe cubensis, 318 nucleotides. RefSeq lists its product as uncharacterized. Gene Ontology annotation, cellular component: mitochondrial large ribosomal subunit. The record is from RefSeq and is a predicted model, not a curated record. The transcript is spliced from 4 exons. NCBI's taxonomy places the organism in Eukaryota, Fungi, Basidiomycota, Agaricomycetes, Agaricales, Agrocybaceae. Gene Ontology annotation, molecular function: structural constituent of ribosome. The coding region runs from base 1 to 318 and encodes 105 amino acids.
AUGUUUGGCGCGUUCAGGCCCUCUAAUGUGAACUCCGUUGGUCUUCUAUGGAAGACACCAUGGAAAUUGUCAGUCACGCGAAAAGCAAAUGCUAGGGCAAGGCUAAAGAAGGUGGACGCCGUCAUCGAAGCUGUGAGGGCUAGUGGAGUGCAAACUGCAUCGCUGGCUCGCGCUCUGGAGUUACCUAAAGAACACGAAAUGCCUGCCCGGGACAAGUAUACCGUCUUCAGUCCCCACGCAAAAGGAUACCGAAAGGGAAUUCAUAAGGUUCCUAAAUGGACAAGGCUAACGCUUAGAACGAACCCCAAAGGUUUCUAA